GAUUUAUUUAUUCAUGUAUAUGUGUGCUCUGUCUUCAUGCACAGAACCAGAGGCAGCAUAUCCCACUAUAUAUGGUUGUGAGCAAUCAUGUAGUUGCUGUGAAUUGAACUCAGGCCCUCUGGAAGAGCAAUAAUGCUCUUAACCACUGAGUCAUCUCUCUAGCCUCGGUGUGUGUGUUUUAAGAUAGGGUCUUAACUCUGUAACUUGGGUUGGCCUUGAACUCAUAAUUCUCCUGCUUCUACCUCUCAAUUAUUAGAAUUACAGGCUACCAUACUUGCAUCUGUAGUGUUUUUGCAUAAACAGUUGAUCGUCCUUGAUCUGAAAAAUCCAAAAUUUAAAAUAUCUCCAAAUUCAACCCUUUUUAAGCCUAGAAAGCCAGAAUUUUAACAUGUACAAUCUGUGUGAACUUGACUCUGAGAUGUGCUCACAGUUUUCUCUGUGCCUUUCAAGAUAACUUGAGUGGGAGAAAGCAGACCCAGCCAUGAGGCCAGUGCAUGGGUAUUUUCUGGUUACUGUGUGUGUGGUUACCAGUUUUGCUUUUUACUACAAUCUUCUGAGUCUGACUGGACCCUGUGGCUAAGCUUACUUUAUGUCUGGGAGGACACGUGCCUGGAAGAAUAGCAUAAGUCCUGGGAUGGCGUGUGGCCCAGAUGGUCUGACUCGCAGCUCUGCCUGUGGUGCCCUAUUUUGUUCAGAUUGUAAGCAGCUGUACAUCAGCAAUAGUGAUGAUUCUGGCAGGUCCCUUCCUUCCCUGGGACUCAGGUACUGGUGGGAAGGGGAGGGUAGCCAGAUGCUGAGCCGUCAGGUGUUGCUUUGGGGCAUACUGGUAUCUGGACAGGGGACUGCUGGGGAAGCAGUCCUAGACAAGGACCCAGCCAUCUCCUUAUGCUGUUCUCUCAGGGUAAGUCGGGGAGGGAGGGAAGGCUGGUGUGGUUGGCGUCCUUCCCUCCAAGGGCUACUCUGAAGGUCAGGUGACCUAGUGGGAGCCUGUCAGUGAGAAAGGGAGGGAGGCUGCAGCCCUGUUUUCACUCUUGGGUCUAGCACCUCUGGAAGCCUCUGACUGCACUGCGAUUGGGUGAAGUGCUGGGGAGUGAGCUCUCCACCAGAGUCUCGAACUGGCCCUGUUCUGCUCCAGCCACUUACUGGCUAGUUAAAGUCAAAGUUGGUUUUGUUGUUGUUGGUUUUUUGCUUUUUUUUUUUUUUUUAGACAGGGUUUCUCUGUGUAUCCAUUGCUGUCCUGGAACUUGCCUUCAAACUCAGAGAUCCACCUGCCUCUGCUUCUCAAGUGCUGGAAGGUGCUAGAUUUAAAGGCUUGAGACCAUCACAAGAAAGCAAGGAAAGCAGCGGCAUGGACUCUUCGCCAGGCAGACGCCGCGUGUGGAAACGAUUAGGUCUCUCCCUGCAGCCUUUUGUCUACCCGGUCUGCACUCCAGAAGGUGUCGUCUUUGAUUUGCUGAACAUUGUUCCGUGGCUUAAGAAGUAUGGGACCAAUCCCAGCAAUGGAGAGAAACUUGAUGGGAAGUCCUUGAUCAAGCUGAACUUUGCAAAGAACAGUGAAGGGCAGUACCACUGUCCAGUGCUGUACUCGGUGUUCACUGACAACACUCAUAUUGUGGCUAUCAGGACAACUGGCAAUGUCUAUACCUAUGAGGCAGUGGAGCAGCUAAACAUCAAGGCCAAGAACCUGAGGGACUUACUGACUGAUGAGCCCUUUUCCAGGCAAGACAUCAUCACCCUGCAGGACCCCACCAACCUGGACAAAUUCAAUGUUUCCAACUUCUUCCAUGUGAAGAAUAACAUGAAAGUCAUAGAUCCAGAUGAGGAAAAGGCCAAACAGGAUCCAUCUUAUUACUUGAAAAAUACGAAUGCUGAGACCCGAGAGACACUACAGGAGCUCUACAAAGAGUUCAAAGGAGAUGAGAUUUUAGCAGCCACCAUGAAGGCACCUGAGAAGAAGAAGGUGGACCAACUGAAUGCUGCCCACUAUUCCACAGGAAAGGUCAGUGCGUCCUUCACCUCCACUGCCAUGGUACCCGAGACCACGCAUGAAGCAGCUGUCAUUGACGAGGAUAUUCUACGCUACCAGUUUGUGAAGAAGAAGGGCUAUGUGAGGCUGCACACCAACAAGGGCGACCUUAACCUAGAGCUGCACUGUGACCUGACACCAAAAACUUGUGAAAACUUCAUCAAGCUCUGCAAGAAACAGUAUUAUGAUGGCACCAUCUUUCAUAGGUCCAUCAGGAACUUUGUGAUCCAGGGCGGUGACCCCACAGGUACAGGCACAGGUGGAGAAUCCUACUGGGGCAAGCCUUUCAAAGAUGAGUUCCGCCCCAACCUCUCCCACACAGGCCGUGGGGUGCUCAGCAUGGCCAACUCGGGGCCCAACACCAACAAGUCUCAGUUCUUCAUCACGUUCCGCUCCUGUGCUUACCUGGAUAAGAAGCACACCAUCUUCGGACGGGUUGUUGGGGGUUUUGACACGCUGACAGCUAUGGAGAAUGUGGAGAGUGACCCCAAAACUGACCGUCCUAAGGAGGAAAUACGCAUAUGUGCAACCACGGUGUUUGUGGACCCCUAUGAGGAGGCUGAUGCCCAGAUUGCCCAGGAGCGGAAGAAGACACAGCAACAAGUGGUUCCAGAGGCCAAGGUCAAGACGAGCCAGCCCCAGCCUGGAAGCCAGGGCCCCCAGACAUACCGCCAGGGGGUGGGCAAGUACAUCAACCCAGCAGCCACGAAGCGAGCAGCGGAGGAAGAACCAUCAACCAGCACAGCUGUCCCCAUGGCCAAGAAGAAGCCCAGCUGGGGCUUUGGGGACUUCAGUUCCUGGUAGCAGCAGGCUGGUCUCAUGGAUCCUGGUAGGGCCACACUCCCGGGAGCCUGGGUCCUCAAGGGCUCUGGAGCCUUGGCACGUCCUUUGCUCUCAGUGGAUGCUGCAGAAGUUGUGGUCAUCCCUCUGCAGAGAGGCCUCACCUCCGAGAUGGCAAGUGCACUGCAGACCUUGCUGUCUGACGUCAGCAGCUCUGUUUCUGUCCCUCACAGACGUCACCAAGGGCUGGCAGCUUUGGCCAGGCGACAGGGGAGCCACGGGUGCUUUGUAUGCUUGAGCUUGGUGGCUCUGAUACUCACAACGAGCUCCCAGUUGCUUCCAGGUCGCUGUCCGGUCAGCCUUACCCAGCAGCCUACAUUUGUCCAAGGGGGCAGCUGUGUCCUCUUCCGCUCUUGUCCUCUGGGAGAGAGGACAGGACCCACCAGGGCUUACAUUUCCACGGGUUGUAUAGAGCUUAAAUGGCAGCUUUUUAGACAGUAAUGACGCUUGGGUUCUGAAAACUGCCUCCUGAGGUCAUCAGAAAAUAAAGGACUUUUUAGAGGAAAAAAAAUUCUCAUUUCUGAUCU
Messenger RNA from Alexandromys fortis (reed vole), 3393 nucleotides. RefSeq names its product peptidylprolyl isomerase like 2 (gene Ppil2). The record is from RefSeq and is a predicted model, not a curated record. Gene Ontology annotation, biological process: protein folding; protein polyubiquitination; protein peptidyl-prolyl isomerization. The coding region runs from base 1349 to 2830 and encodes 493 amino acids. The transcript has 20 exons. Gene Ontology annotation, molecular function: ubiquitin protein ligase activity; peptidyl-prolyl cis-trans isomerase activity. NCBI's taxonomy places the organism in Eukaryota, Metazoa, Chordata, Mammalia, Rodentia, Cricetidae. Gene Ontology annotation, cellular component: catalytic step 2 spliceosome.